AUGCCUCCAUCGCCACCGAGCUACCCAUCGCCUUGGAUGAAUCCCGAGGAGGUGGGCUGGAAAGAGGCCUAUGAGAAGGCCAAAUCCUUUGUCUCCCAGUUGACACUGAUGGAGAAAGUCAAUCUGACGACUGGCACUGGUUGGGAGAGCGAUCAGUGCGUCGGAAACACUGGGUCUGUGCCCAGAUUGGGCUUCAAUGGCUUCUGCACCCAGGAUUCUCCCGUUGGCGUCCGUCUAGCCGACUACAACACGGUAUUUCCUGGGGGACUGACCGCGGCUGCCACGUGGGAUCGUGCCCUCAUAUACGCUCGUGGUCUGGCGAUGGGCCAGGAACAUCAUGGUAAAGGCAGCACUGUCCAACUCGGCCCGGUGUGUGGGCCGAUAGGCCGCGUCCCUGAGGGCGGUCGGAACUGGGAGGGAUUUUCGCCGGAUCCAGUCCUUACAGGUGUUGGGGUUGCUGAGACUGUCAAGGGUAUCCAGGACGCCGGUGUGAUUGCAUGUGUUAAGCACUUUAUCGGUUACGAGCAGGAGCAUUUCCGGAGCGCCGGUCAGGAUGGAGUUGUUGCAUCGUACUCGUCCAACAUUGACGACCAGACCAUGCACGAGCUGUACCUUUGGCCCUUUGCCGAUGCCGUCCGCGCCGGUGUUGGCUCAGUUAUGUGCUCAUACAACCAGAUCAACAACUCGUACGCAUGCCAGAACUCGAAGGUGCUCAACGGCUUGCUCAAGAACGAGCUCGGGUUUCAGGGCUUCGUUAUGAGCGACUGGACUGGUCAGCUUACUGGCGUCGCGAGUGCUGCGGCUGGUCUCGACAUGACGAUGCCGGGAGACACUGCGUUUGACUCGGGUCUGAGCUUUUGGGGUGCGAACCUGACGUUGGCUGUGGUCAACGGCACCGUUCCCGAGUGGCGGAUCGACGAUAUGGCCAUGCGGAUCAUGGCUGCCUACUUCAAGGUUGGCCGUACUAUUGAGAACCAAGUGCCGGUCAACUUUGACUCGUGGUCCUUCGCAACAGAAGGACCCCUCCAUUUUGCCGCGGACGAGGGCUACCAACAGAUCAAUUGGCACGUUGAUGUGCGUGGCGACCAUGCGAAGGUGGCCCGGCAAGUUGCUGCUGAAGGCUCCGUGCUGUUGAAGAAUAACGGCAUCCUUCCCCUGAAGAAGGUGAAACAGGUGGCAGUGAUCGGAUCCGAUGCCGGCCCGAAUUUGGACGGUCCCAACGGUUGCAGCGAUCGGGGUUGUGAUACCGGCACUCUGGGCAUGGGCUGGGGCUCUGGCACUUCCAACUUUGCCUACCUCGUAACACCUGAUGCCGCCAUCCAGGCCCGGGCCAUCCAAGAGGGUUCGGCGUACCAGAGCAUCUUCGACGACUACACAACCGACGAUUCUGACUCGCAACAAGGCAAUGGCCUAACCGCCAUCCCGGAUUUGGUUUCACAAGCCGAGACCGUAUCCAUUGUCUUUGUUAACGCUGACUCGGGCGAGGGCUAUAUUACUGUUGGCGGGAAUGCAGGUGACCGCAACAAUCUGACCCUUUGGCACAGCGGCGACGACCUGAUCAAGAAUGUGUCGGCUCUGUGCGACAAGACCAUUGUGGUGAUCCACUCUGUUGGCCCUGUGGUUGUCGAGGACUGGUACAGGAACCCGAACGUAUCCGCUAUUGUCUGGGCCGGUAUCCCGGGCGAGCAAUCUGGUAACGCUAUCGUGGAUGUCCUCUACGGAGACGUCAACCCGUCAGGCAAGAACCCAUUCAGCUGGGUGAGUGAUCGCACUCAGCUGCCCGACGUCCUGUACAAACCCAACAACGGGGAGCUGGCACCGCAGAUCGACUUCACCGAGGGCGUCUUCAUUGACUACCGCGCUCUGGACAAGGCCGACAUCACGCCCACAUUCGAGUUCGGUUUCGGCCUCAGCUACACUACGUUCGAAUACUCCAACAUUCGGGUCAAGAAUAACAGGGUGCCUCCGUAUGUGCCGAGCUCAGGAAAGACCAACCCUGCGCCUACCUUCGGCGCCUUCAGUACCCAUUUGUCCGAUUACCUGUUCCCAAGCACCUGGAAAAACGUGAUGUACUACAUCUACCCGUACUUCACCAGCAGCGACCCCGCCAAGAUUGCGGGCACGAGCAACCUCCAGCCUGCUUCCAAGUUCCUGCCACCGCAUGCCAAUGAUGGAAAAUCUCAGCCUCUAUUGCCCGCCGGUGGCGGGCCUGGUGGUAACCCACUUCUCUAUGAAGAGCUGUACACCGUGACAGCCUCCAUCAAAAACACGGGUUCCAUCGCCGGCGCCGAGGUCCCGCAGCUGUACAUCAGCCUUGGAGGGCCCAAGGACCCCAAGGUUCAGUUGCGUGGUUUCGAUAAGCUGUUCCUCAAGCCGGGCGAGACGGGAGAGUUCUGUGCUAAGCUUACCCGUCGGGAUCUAAGCAACUGGAAUGUUGUCACUCAGGACUGGGUUAUCAGCGACCAUCCAAAGAAGGUGUAUGUGGGGUCUAGUUCAAGGAAGCUGCAUCUUAGUGCUGAGCUCUAA
This is a messenger RNA of Penicillium argentinense, 2526 nucleotides long. RefSeq names its product beta-glucosidase. NCBI's taxonomy places the organism in Eukaryota, Fungi, Ascomycota, Eurotiomycetes, Eurotiales, Aspergillaceae. Gene Ontology annotation, molecular function: beta-glucosidase activity. Gene Ontology annotation, biological process: glucan catabolic process. Bases 1 to 2526 code for a protein of 841 amino acids. The record is from RefSeq and is a predicted model, not a curated record. The transcript has 2 exons.